AUGCCAACAACGCUGGAGAAACUAUCUUUUGCUGCAAAUAGACUUACAACAGGAAGAUAUCUCUUUGAGUUCCACACUUUGUAUAAUUUGAGGGAAUAUAACAUGACCUUGUUCCUUCAUCAGGAAAAUUUCGCUUCCUUUUCUGAAAAAUGUGACGAGAAAAGCGACGCCUUUACGACAAAUCUGUCAAUAAAGCACGAAGAUAUAAGAAGUAAGCGGCUUGAAGGUAAGAACAGAAUUAAUAUCACUAUAUAUCUACCAAAAAAUCUGGAAACAAUCUAUGCAAAUUCUAGUAAAUUGUACGGACGAUUCCCAAAAUGUAACUUGAAUGCAAGCGGAAUAAAGAAUGUCUAUCUACAAGACAAUUUUCUUUUUGCAUGGAACCAACCCGUAUUUGGCGUAGAGAGUGUUGAAAGGCUGGAUCUAUCAAACAAUUUAUGCACUGAUAUUUCUCCGCUGUUUACUGCCAGUCUUGUUCGAGUUAAAUACCUAAAUCUUGCAAAAAACAUGUUAGGACGAGCUUUACGGUUAGACAAUAAAUGUCAAAUAUUCCAAAAUCAAAGAAACGUUGAAGAACUAGACAUAUCAGGAAACCAGCUUGUAGAGUUACCAUUUUGUACAUUUCAAAACUUGCUGAAAAUGAGAAUACUACGGCUUGAUAACAACCAGAUAACUAAUGUAAGCUUUGGAAUUCGUCAUAUGGUCAAUCUUUCUUACGUUGAUUUUUCCGACAAUCGAUUAACAGCACUAUCGGACGAAACUAUGACGUCAUUAAAACUGAUUUUUAAAAAGUCAAAAGUAUUGAUCAACCUUAGCUACAACAAGCUUCAGUGUACUUGCCAGAAUCUAGCUUUUCUUGCCUGGAUGAAUGAACACAAGAAUCAUUUUGUUCACAUAGAACAGUACAUUUGCUCCAAUCGGAAUACUCAGUUUGAUUUUAGGGAAAUGGAAAAAUCUCUUCUUAUUCUUCGUAUGAACUGUAUUAAUUUCGAUAUUCUGAAUGUAACAGCCACUGCUUUUAUAACUCUCUUUUUAUGUUUGGCACUUGUACUCAUUAUUAGGAAAUAUAUUUGGCAUAUAAGGUACUUCAUUCAUAAAACUAAGCAAAAGCACAAUUUUGAGAUUCGUUUAUCUGGAAUGGACCCUGAACCUUUGCUGAUGAAUAAAAAUUUGCCGAAUCUGAACAUACAGGACUUAUCUGAAGAUUCCAUGAACACUCUGUGUGACAGAAAACAAAGUGCAAACCAAUAUUUCUAUGAUGCAUUCAUAUCCUAUGUUGGUGCAGACAGAGAUUUCGUCUUUCAAAAGGUAAAACCUUUACUUGAAUCUCACAACAUAAAUGUAUGUAUUCGUGACAUUCACUUUGAACUUGGUAAUGGAAAAAUUGAAAAUAUCAUGAAAGCUAUCGGGGGAAGUAGGAGAACAAUCUGUAUUGUAUCCAAAGCGUAUAUGAGAUCCAGAUGGAGAACGUAUGAACUGAAUAUGGCAAAAAUGGAAGGUAUCAAAGCGCGAGAUUCUCUGGGAUUUGUCCAUCUUGUCCUUAUGCCUGACCUUUUUCAUGGUGUUUGUAAUACAAAUAUCAAGGAUUUAAUAGACAGGAAAUAUUAUCUCGAUUACCCCCCGGAUGGCUCUGCUUUACAGGAGGAAUUCUGGAAGAAGUUGGUUAAUAUUAUUAAAAGCCCCUAUUUGUGA
Messenger RNA from Saccostrea echinata, 1692 nucleotides. RefSeq names its product toll-like receptor 4. Gene Ontology annotation, molecular function: protein binding; transmembrane signaling receptor activity. Lineage: Eukaryota; Metazoa; Mollusca; Bivalvia; Ostreida; Ostreidae. Gene Ontology annotation, biological process: inflammatory response; toll-like receptor signaling pathway; immune response. The coding region runs from base 1 to 1692 and encodes 563 amino acids. The record is from RefSeq and is a predicted model, not a curated record. Gene Ontology annotation, cellular component: membrane. The transcript has a single exon.